Armigeres subalbatus is the source of this 1021-nucleotide messenger RNA. RefSeq lists its product as uncharacterized. The coding region runs from base 268 to 870 and encodes 200 amino acids. The transcript is spliced from 2 exons. Gene Ontology annotation, molecular function: kinase activity. Lineage: Eukaryota; Metazoa; Arthropoda; Insecta; Diptera; Culicidae. The record is from RefSeq and is a predicted model, not a curated record.
CCAAGCAGGCAACCUAGUCAUUGUAAAGCCUGACUGACCGAGCAAACGACAGUGGAGAUAGUUGUGCAGUGCGCUACAAAAUAGAACUUGUGGUUUGUUGAUUUGUUCUAUAGGUAAUACGGUGACCUGUUGAUAAAACAAAACCUAAAAAGAAAAAAAAAAUUCUCAACAGAUUCGUCUCAAGAAUGAUGAGAAUAGUGCGUGCAGAGAUGUGGGGGAUUUGAAAUAGUGCUGUGAAAAUAAUGAUGGAGUAGACGAUGCAUUGCAAUGAUCGUUUUCUUUGAGCCCACGGAUAUGCGAUUCGCCGCAAAACCCUUCAACGCAUCUGAUAACGCUUGUAAGGUCAUUCGCUUCCUUACCCCCAACCUGUACGAAUUGCGGGAAAUAGCCCGCCAUUUCGGCUACAAGGAACCCAUCGCCAACACUUUGGUGGAGAACUUCAGUCACCUGGACGAGCUACUGGGAGAAGUCCGAAAACUGGGCACGUUUGUCGGUGCCCAUAUCGACAACGUGAUUGUCACUCUGGGCUACUACGGAGUAGUAAUUGUUCGCCGAGCGUGUGAACACACACCGUUCUUCGAUUCGAGAGGCGCUUAUCAACGCCAGCCCGGUGACGAACUGCAAGUGCGGUUCUAUCCGGGCCGCAAGUUGGACUUCAUUGUUAAUGUUUCCGGUGCGGGCGACAGUUUUUCCAGUGGCUUCAUUUCGGCCAUGCUGGAGGGCCGUAUGGAACCGGUGUGCGUCGAAGUCGGAUUCGAAGCCGCCUGCUGUGCGCUCGGUUCCAAGGGGGCCGUGGCCGAUCUGUAUUUCGAUCGAAGCCACGCUUGCUGGGACAAGGAGGCGGGAGCCCGUUUCAUUGCCGUUGAAUAGGUGGAGAACUUGUUGCGCGAAUUAGCGUGGGAAUAGUCCAGCUGUUUCAUUCCGUAUUUUUAUGUGUAUUUGUUUAUCGAUUUUAUAAUGUGAAGGAAAAUAAGUUUCCCGGUGUAGUGUAAGACUCGGUGUAAGAUGCGGUUAUUAUUAA